CUAUUUUUGGCAUAAAGUGUACACUCAGAGUGUUUAUAUUUUAGUUUUGCAAUUUUCUCUUUAACAACCAACUGGUUACCAUUUGGGUGAGUCGUGUCAUGUUGUCUAUGUGGUGGGCCAUCUACGAGCUACUACGUUGCAGGUGGUAGAAGGAUUCUGCAUUAUGACAAAAGUUUGCUUCAGGUGGCCUUAAUGGGAUGAUUUGUGACAUCCCCAUGAGUACUCUUAGUUUAUUUAGAAUACUUUGUUACCAGUGGAAACGUUUGGAGAAUAGCCUGCUGGGAAGUGAUCACCGCAGCCUUGUAAUUUGCUAAACCUAUAAACAGGAACAAUGAAAGGCACUUUCAAAGGGUGCUGGCUGAAACCAAACUGAGAACCAUGUUUGUUGGCAAUUAGGUGACAGUACAUCUGUAUUUUUGCUUAAUUCUGAGUAAAUUGCUUAGAAGGUGUGAAACAAUACUGAAGGCUACACCCAGAUUGGAUGUCCAUGAAAGGCCAAGAGGUGACCUAAUCUAGAUCAGUAUAUAAGGAUUUGCCUGCCAAGCUUUUGUGCAAUGCAUAUCAGCCACGUCUGGCACAGAGAUGCAGCCUACCAGCUACCUUUUGUUUACCGUCUACCACUGUAUGGCAUUACCUUGGCUAAGCCAGUCGGAGAAACUCUAUCAUAGUCGAGACCGGUCAGACAUGGAAACUUCAACUCUUCAACAAGCAGAACUUGUCACAGACCUGACCUCGGCCCAGGAUUUUUUAGCCAAAUAUGGUUGGACUGAGCCAGUAAUAUGGGACUCUUCAAGCACUAGCGAUGAUAAACAUGUGAGGGGUCUCCAAAUGAUUCAGGAGGGGAUGAGCAAUUCUAAAGAAGACUUUGCCGAGCCAACAAAAAGCCCCACAUUUAUUGAAGCCCUCAAAAAGUUUCAGAAGUUAAAUAACUUGACAGCCACUGGGAUAUUAGAUGAUGGCACCAUAAACGCAAUGAACAAGCCACGGUGCGGUGUGCCAGACAACCAAAUUUCAAAGUCAAACCUUGGGGAAGAAACUGUACAAAUGACAUCUACUAAUGAAACAGGAGCUUCCAAUAAUGACACUAAGAGUUCCAACCCUCCAAAAAUUCGUAAGAAGAGAUUCUUAGAUUUACUGAUGUCUUCAGACAAAUACAAGAAAGACCAAGAAGAGCAGCAUGGGGUAGGAGGAAAAAUAUUUAGCAAAAAGCUGCUGAAAUGGAGAAUGCUUGGAGAGGGCUACAGCAGUCAGCUGUCCAUUAAUGAGCAGAGGUACGUCUUCAGGUUAGCAUUUCGGAUGUGGAGCGAAAUUAUGCCACUGGAUUUUGAAGAAGAUAACACUUCCCCAUUAUAUGCAGUGGAUAUUAAACUAGGAUUUGGAACAGGUCGGCAUUUAGGAUGUACUCGGACGUUUGAUGGCUCAGGGCAAGAGUUUGCACAUGCUUGGUUCCUAGGUGACAUUCACUUUGAUGAUGAUGAGCAUUUUACGGCACCUAACAGUGACAAUGGCAUUAGCCUCUUGAAAGUUGCAGUUCAUGAAAUCGGUCACGUUUUGGGUCUCUCUCACAUCUACCGACCCGGUUCAAUUAUGCAGCCCAAUUACAUUCCCCAAGAAUCCGGGUUUGAAUUGGACUGGUCUGACCGAAAAGCAAUACAAAGCCUAUACGGUUCUUGUGAAGGACCUUUUGAUACAGCCUUUGAUUGGGUUCAUAAGGAGAGGAACCAAUAUGGGGAGAUGGUUGUGAGAUACAACUCUUACUUCUUCAGAAAUGGUUGGUACUGGAUGUACGAAAAUCGAAAUAAUAGGACACGGUACGGAGAUCCAAUCCCUAUAUCUACAGGUUGGCCAGGAAUUCCCAUCCAGAACCUUAAUGCUUUUCUUCACGUGUGGACUUGGACUAGAGAUGCCACUUAUUUUUUCAAAGGUAUUCAGUACUGGCGUUAUGACAGAGACAAAGACCAGGCCUACGCACAAGAUUCCCAAGGACAGACUUACCCAAGGCUCAUCUCGGAGGGCUUUCCUGGGAUCCCAAGCCCAAUCGACACAGCUUUUUUUGACAGACGUACUCAACAUGUAUUCUUCUUUAGAGAGGCACAGGUUUAUGCUUUUGACAUCAAUCGAAAUAAAGUUGCUCCAAAUUUUCCCAAGACAAUCAUUGAUGUUUUUCCAGCAAUUGUACCAAACAAUCACCCACGAGGACACAUUGAUGCAGCCUAUUAUUCAUACAUGCAUAGCUCCCUCUUUCUUUUCAAAGGUAAGGAGUUUUGGAAAGUAGUCAAUGACAAAGACCGGAGGAAAAACCCAUCUCUUCCCUACAAUGGAUUGUAUCCUAAGAGACCAAUUUCCCAGCAGUGGUUUGAUAUCUGCAAUGUACACACAUCACUAUUAAAAAUUUAGCAUCUUGGGAAAAUCAAGAAAGAGAAUGGACUUGUAAAAUGACAAAGGAUGUAAAAUCUGCAAUAUGGACUAUAACAUUAGGGUUCAAUUAGGAUCCAUGGAAGCACAAACAUGUGUUCCUGACACUAUAGUGUUAAACCCACCAUCUAACACCCCUGGCCCAAUACAUCUAGUAAAAUCUUACCUUUAUUCCAGUCUGCUGCUGGCUCUGCCGUGAUCUGCCU
Molecule: messenger RNA, 2621 nt
Organism: Pelobates fuscus (common spadefoot toad)
Lineage: Eukaryota; Metazoa; Chordata; Amphibia; Anura; Pelobatidae
Gene: MMP21
Product: matrix metallopeptidase 21
Exons: 7
Coding region: 583-2397 (604 amino acids)
Biological process (GO): proteolysis; extracellular matrix organization; collagen catabolic process
Cellular component (GO): extracellular matrix
Molecular function (GO): metalloendopeptidase activity; zinc ion binding
Source: RefSeq, a predicted model, not a curated record